GACGCUCUCGCCAUCCUUGGGAACCAUUCAGCCAAAGGGUGGCGUGGCGAUAACCGUGUCGAGAUAACCAUAGAUUAGAAGCGUGUGCCUUCGCACUUCCAUAACGCGUUGCUUGUCGAUCUACACUCCUCUCUCGGUGACUCCGAGCAAAUUCAAGUUCGAAUGAAGAACCCAGUCCUCCCUAUAGGCUCAAGUAGGUUUGUCGAAGCCGACGGUCAUGUGUCUAUUUACGCCACCUCCUUUACAUAUUCAUCGGGGUCAUCGUACUGGACACUACCAGACAUUAUUCGCACGCAGACUGGUGGCGUUGCUUUGAUUUCGGGCACUCCUGCAUUGCACUUAGAGUAUCUUCAGUACCCUUUUCUCACCAUCUCUCCAACAGCUGCGGCAAUACUUACGCUUGAGUUCACGCUUACCCUAGGCACCAAUCCUAAUGCCUAUAUUGCUUAUGAUAUUAGCAUAAACGACAGGGCUGUAAGCACUCAUCGAUUAGUACCCCAACUAUCUAAGCCUGAUACACUACCUGAUUGAUGGUAUGAGUCGGUUAUGGCCAACUUAUGGACUCGCUGCCAUCCAGUAGACCUGGGCCGCAUAGACUCCAUAUUCGGCUUCACAGUGAGAACUGUGUGCUAGACAAAACUGUACUCAAUCUUCAGGGUGUCCGUGAGAGCUAUCUUCGCCCGUCCGAGAGU
Aspergillus alliaceus is the source of this 692-nucleotide messenger RNA. Its product is annotated as glycoside hydrolase family 115 protein. The record is from RefSeq and is a predicted model, not a curated record. Lineage: Eukaryota; Fungi; Ascomycota; Eurotiomycetes; Eurotiales; Aspergillaceae. Bases 163 to 531 code for a protein of 122 amino acids. The transcript has a single exon.